AUGUCUCAAUUUGUAUUCAGUGCAUUUGAUCCGCCCUCUCUUGUGAUGCCUACACCCUCAGCCGCCCUCAACUCUCAAAAUUCCCAUGACGCAACUCAUGCACUGUCCAAUGGGCGUUCCGCGGAGAUCUUCAAGUUCCAGACGGGCAAUCCAACAGUGAAGUAUGGCUCAUAUGAAGCUGAUGUUGCAUCGGGGCAAUACACAUUGUGCUGGGGCACAGUAGCUGAACUGGAGGAAUGGAUCAAAGCAGAGGAGCGGAAACUCUGCGUCAAUCUUCCCCUCAAAGAAGUUGUCCGGAACAAGAACAAACAGAAUCACGAGUGGAUUCAGAAGAGGGUGUACACUUGCGGCAGAAUGCCGACAGGGGGUAAGAAAAUAGAUGAUAAGAAAUUCCCAGACCAACAACGGAGAAUCGAAACCAAGCGGUUGUACUGCCCAUGUCGGUUGGUUGCAAAACAAUAUCCUCACACAACGAUCAUCCUUGGGCGUUAUGAAGCUGACCAUUCACAUCCUACGGGCCCGAGAAACCUCAUCUACACGUGUAUACCUGACGAGGCACGCGUACUCAUCAAGCAUCUGCUGCGAGAUGGGAUGCAGCCACACCUUGUUUUGUCACAGAAAAUCGAAGCAGAAAGUAUCCGCCUCAACCAACAUGAUGGUCUCUCUAUCCUCGAAUGGGUCGAGCAUCUGAAGACAAUUGAUGCUCUCUUAUUUUUCAAAGCAAGCUGUGAUCUUUCACCGCCCGAUUCUUGUCUCGACGCCGAUACAUUUGUUCUCGGAAUCCAAACUCCAUACCAGAAGAAAUGCUUCCGGGUAUGGGGCCAUGACUAUGCUGGAAUAGAUGCUACACACAACACAACAGUCUACUACGGUGCGCUUCUUUUCACUAUCGUUGUCCGUGAUCGACACGGCCAUGGCUUUCCGGUUGCCUGGAUGCUCUCGUCAAAUGGCAAAGCGGACACUAUCCGCUACUUUCUCGUGCAUCUUCGGAAGCAAAACCCAGACGUCAUACCGCGUCGCUUCAUGUCAGAUAUGGACACUGCUCAGCUCAGAACGCUUGCCAAGCUCUACCUGGAAACGCUGAUCCUGCUCUGCUGGUGGCAUGUCCUCCAUGCUUGGCAGCAGCAUUUCAAUAUUCAUGCCUACGAGGAGCUGUGGAAAAAACUGGAGGGCUGGAUUUGCAUCACGGACAAGACAAAAUUCUGGGACUGCUGGGAGGAAAUCAAGAUGAUAGCACCGGUGAGCGUUGUACUUUAUCUGGAGAGUAAUUAUCUCGAUGAGAAGACCCUUCGCAUGUGGUCAGCCAUCUAUCGUCAAGAUCGUUCCAUUUUCGAGAUCAGCGACACGAAUAUGCUUGUGGAAGCAUGGCACCAUCUCUUGAAAUCAUUUCACGUGGGCGGCAAGCAAAACCGACGUGCAGAUGCACUCAUCCACAUCCUGCUGAAUGUGGCACUGCCGCACUUCAUAGCACGCCAUCGCGCUCAACAAUUCGGAUUUGAAGGGCCGGAUCUCGCUCUUCGCGCAAGGAACGACAUUCACAUAAUGGCCGUACAGAUCAAGGACGACCAAAUCUUGGAAGUCGAAUCGGACACCACUUUCCUCGUUCACUCACAAUCCACGCCCGACAAAUCAUACACAGUGAACCUGGAACACUACACUUGCACCUGUCCCUCGUUCCCGCUUAUACCCUUCUGCAAGCACAUCUGUGCUGUCGAGCUGAAAUUUCCUGAUGUUGUGGUUCCUUGA
This is a messenger RNA of Mycena citricolor, 1746 nucleotides long. NCBI's taxonomy places the organism in Eukaryota, Fungi, Basidiomycota, Agaricomycetes, Agaricales, Mycenaceae. The record is from the annotation of a GenBank genome assembly.